This is a messenger RNA of Anopheles marshallii, 843 nucleotides long. RefSeq lists its product as uncharacterized. The record is from RefSeq and is a predicted model, not a curated record. The coding region runs from base 1 to 843 and encodes 280 amino acids. The transcript has a single exon. Lineage: Eukaryota; Metazoa; Arthropoda; Insecta; Diptera; Culicidae.
AUGAAGACUGGCGUGUCAAUAUCGCUCCUCAGUUUUGUGUUUGUACUGAUACGGCCGGGAAUUUGUGAGGGAAUAGAAAAAGUGUCCUAUCUGCUACAGUACGGACCCGGUGUGCAUACGGUAUUCGAGCAGGGAAAUUCACCCGAAAAGGUUACGGCGAACGUAAAAGAUAGAGUAGCACCUUCCACAACGCCGUCGACCUUAACCUCGAAAACUACGACCAACAGUUCGGUCGAAGUGUCUGCAAGCACCACUACAGUGUUACCGCAGCCAACCACAGUGUAUCACACCCUAGCCAGUGUUGGUAGCUUACAGCUUCUUUCCGACACAGCUGUAACGGAAAGCGUGCCACACACGACCGGCAACGUGACUCGCGCGAUAGUGGGAAUGCAUUCGACUGAACAAAAUAGUGACAUAAGUUCUACGAUUUUUACCAAUGCGCUCACGCCUCCACACCCUCUCAAGCUCGACAUCACGAGCGAAGAGAAGAAACGCCCUACCGAUGCCGGAUCAUUGGCCCCGGAUGAUCGACGACGUAAUUCAGUGUCCGGUGCGUGCCGCACCCCAGUAUCCGUCCUUCAAAAGCUUCAUCCCUUACCGCUACCACCACCGCUGCCCACCUUCGGGGCGAUCCUCCGUUCGGAUGUGAUGGUAAACCUCAAGCCGAAGGAACUGCGCACACUAAUGAGCACAUACAUUGGGCUGAUCGAGGCGUACAAGAGCUUCAACCAACAGCAGAAGCGAAAUAUAGCCCACCUGGAGGAGGAACUGGCGCGCCACGAGCUUAUCACGAACAGGGCAAAUCGGUUGAGAAACACCAAGGUUGAAAUAUUAAACAAGUAA